Molecule: messenger RNA, 2200 nt
Organism: Piliocolobus tephrosceles (Ugandan red Colobus)
Lineage: Eukaryota; Metazoa; Chordata; Mammalia; Primates; Cercopithecidae
Gene: P2RX7
Product: purinergic receptor P2X 7
Exons: 13
Coding region: 137-1924 (595 amino acids)
Biological process (GO): response to ATP; calcium ion transmembrane transport; cell surface receptor signaling pathway
Cellular component (GO): plasma membrane
Molecular function (GO): ATP binding; purinergic nucleotide receptor activity; extracellularly ATP-gated monoatomic cation channel activity
Source: RefSeq, a predicted model, not a curated record
GAGGAGCUUGAAGUUAAAGGCUCCUGCUAAAAAUCAGUACGUUUCAUUUUGCAGUUACUGGGAGGGGGCUUGCUGUGGGCCCGUCAGGAAGAGUAGAGCUCUGGUCCAGCUCCGCGCAGGAACGGAGACUGUCACCAUGCCAGCCUGCUGCAGCUGCAGUGAUGUUUUCCAGUAUGAGACCACCAAAGUCACUCGGAUCCAGAGCAUGAAUUAUGGCACCAUUAAGUGGUUCUUCCAUGUGAUCGUCUUUUCCUACGUUAGCUUUGCUCUGGUGAGUGACAAGUUGUACCAGCGGAAAGAGCCUGUCAUUAGUUCUGUGCACACCAAGGUGAAGGGGAUAGCAGAGGUGAAAGAGGAGAUCGUGGAGAAUGGAGUGAAGAAGUUGGUGCACAGUGUCUUUGACACUGCAGACUACACCUUCCCUUUGCAGGGGAACUCUUUCUUCGUGAUGACAAACUUUCUCAAAACAGAAGGCCAACAGCAGCGAUUAUGUCCCGAGUAUCCCACCCGCAGGACGCUCUGUUCCUCUGACCGGGGUUGUAAAAAGGGAUGGAUGGACCCACAGAGCAAAGGAAUUCAGACUGGAAGGUGUGUAGUGUAUGAAGGGAACCGGAAGACCUGUGAAGUCUCUGCCUGGUGCCCCAUCGAGGCAGUGGGAGAAGCCCCCCGGCCUGCUCUCUUGAACAGUGCGGAAAACUUCACCGUGCUCAUCAAAAACAAUAUCGACUUCCCCGGCCACAACUACACCACGAGAAACAUCUUGCCUGGUUUAAACAUCACUUGUACCUUCCACAAGACUCAGAAUCCACAGUGUCCCAUUUUCCGACUAGGAGACAUCUUCCGAGAAACAGGCGAUCAUUUUUCAGAUGUGGCAAUUCAGGGCGGAAUAAUGGGCAUUGAGAUCUACUGGGACUGCAACCUAGACCGUUGGUUCCAUCACUGCCGUCCCAAAUACAGUUUCCGUCGCCUUGACGACAAGACCACCAACGUGUCCUUGUACCCUGGCUACAACUUCAGAUAUGCCAAGUACUACAAGGAAAACAAUGUUGAGAAACGGACUCUGAUAAAAGUCUUCGGGAUCCGUUUUGACAUCCUGGUUUUUGGCACUGGAGGAAAAUUUGACAUUAUCCAGCUGGUUGUGUACAUUGGCUCAACCCUCUCCUACUUCGGUCUGGCCACUGUGUUCAUCGACUUCCUCAUCAACACUUACUCCAGUAACUACUGUCGCUCCCAUAUUUAUCCCUGGUGCAAGUGCUGUCAGCCCUGUGUGGUCAACGAAUACUACUACAGGAAGAAGUGCGAGUCCAUUGUGGAGCCAAAGCCGACAUUAAAGUAUGUGUCCUUUGUGGAUGAAUCCCACAUUAGGAUGGUGAACCAGAAGCUACUAGGGAGAAGUCUGCAAGAUGUCAAGGGCCAAGAAGUCCCAAGACCUGCAGUGGACUUCACAGAUUUGUCCAAGCUGCCCCUGGCCCUCCAUGACCCACCCCCGAUUCCUGGACAACCAGGGGAGAUGCAGCUGCUUAGAGAGGAGGUGACUCCUAGAUCCAGGGACAGCCCCGUCUGGUGCCAGUGUGGAAGCUGCCUUCCGUCCCAACUCCCCAAGAGCCACAGGUGCCUGGAGGAGCUGUGCUGCCGGAAAAAGCCAGGGGCCUGCAUCACCACCUCAGAGCUGUUCAGGAAGCUGGUCCUGUCCAGACACGUCCUGCAGUUCCUCCUGCUCUACCAGGAGCCCUUGCUGGCGCUGGAUGUGGAUUCCACCAACAGCCGGCUGCGGCACUGUGCCUACAGGUGCUACGCCACCUGGCGCUUCGGCUCCCAGGACAUGGCUGACUUUGCCAUCCUGCCCAGCUGCUGCCGCUGGAGGAUCCGAAAAGAGUUUCCCAAGAGUGAAGGGCAGUACAGUGGCUUCAAGAGUCCUUACUGAAGCCAGGCACCAUGGCUCACGUCUGUAAUCCCAGCCCUUUUGGAGGCCGAGGCAGGCAGAUCACCCGAGGUUGGGAGUUGGAGACCAGCCUGGCUAACAAUGCGAAAUCCCGUUUGUACUAAAAAUACAAAAAUCAGCCAGACAUGGUGGCGUGCACCUGUAAUCCCAGCUACUCAGAAGGCUGAGGCACGAGAAUCACUUGAACUGGGAGGCGGAGGUUGUACUGAGCCGAGAUUGUGCCACUGCACUCCAGCCUGGGAGGCACAGCAAACUGUC